AUAAUUGAUUGAUUGAUGUUUAAGGAGUGAUGAGACAGGACUGGUUGGAUUUCUAAGAUCCAAAACCCCUUUGAGCUUUAGAGAGAAAUCCUGGACUAGCAGAAGAUCUAGUAGUGAGCGUGACCUGACCCCUACCCCUGACCAUGCUAGCGGGCCGGUGAGCCUCUCUACACUGGACAAUAAAGAGAAUCGAAUAUCAAGAAUUUUCUCGUUGCGGCGGUCCCAUGACCUCACCCCUGAGAGGGAGGGGGGCAUGCACCCCCUCACCGAGGAGGAGGAAACCGUCCUGGGGGAGAGGGAGGGGCCAACACUCUCCCCUCCAAUCCUACCUCCGACACCCCUAUUCAUGCCUCCGGAACAAACAAAACGGAGGUUUAUCCUCAAUAGUCUGAUACAGAGUGAAAAUAACUAUUUAGAAUCCCUUCAAAGACUACUUGAAGACUACAAGAAACCUUUAGAAGAGAGCUCUCCUCCUAUUCUCAGUGAAAACAAGGUUUCAACAAUAUUCUACAGGGUAAACGAGAUACUUAACUGUCAUUCAAUAUUCAGAAUUGCACUGUCUGAAGCUGUGAGAAAAUGGGAUCAGGAAGAGAAGAUUGGAGAUGCAUUUGUGGCCUCGUUUUCCAAGUCUGUAGUUUUGGAGGUCUAUUCGGACUUCAUAAAUAACUUUACCGAGGCCAUGGAGGUUGCUAAAACAGAAAGUAAAAGAAAAUCAGCUUUCGCAGAUUUUCUUAAGGUUAAACAGAUAACAGCUCAUGAUCGGUUAAAUUUCUACGGACUUAUUGUUAAACCAAUUCAACGAUUUCCACAAUUUAUUCUCAUUCUGCAAGAUCUCCUAAAGGAAACACCUCCCGGACACAAUGACCGAAUGGCUCUCCAACUAGCUCUGACCACUCUGGAGUCCCUCGCCGAAAUGUUAAAUGAAAGAAAGCGCGAAUCUGAACAAAUUGCCGCGUUUCGCGCCAAAAUGCGCCAACUUGGCGGGAAACUUGGAAAAAGUGAAAAUGGUCGAGUUUUACUUAGAGAAGACGACGUUGAUCGUCUUGAGUUUAACAGUUCAGGACAAGUGUCAAGGACGAAAUCUCGACGCCUGCUUCUCCUGAAUGACCGGAUAGUGUGUGUAGCUGCCAGCGGUCGACCUAGUGAAGUUGAUAUAAACAGCCCGGGCCAGUACGAGAAAUUAAGUCUAAAAUGGAGUGUGGGCGUGAAUGAAAUAGAUGUCGUAGAAGGAGCUGGAGCUGGAACCUUGGCUAGAUUAACUACAGCUGGAUCAGUUCUCCAUCAAUCAAAGAAAACUAGUCUAUCAAAAACUAAUUCAAACAAUGUUGAUAAACAGAUGGCGGAGAAUCUAGCUCAAGAUAUGGCAGACCUUAUGCAUGAUUUCGACGUAGUUUCCAGGAUGAGUACAUUGUCUAGUAGUUUAAAGUGUGAUUAUCCAAGUGUGAAUUGUGAAGCCCUAGCUUCAAUACUUGAUACUAUUCAGGCAUCUAUCAGGCAGAAGGACGAUGAGAUAAGUUGGUUGGAUAAGAGCUGUCUUCAAAUAAUAGUGAAGAGAAAAGAAAAAACAGAAACAUUAACAUUCCAGAUGCGAUCUCCAGCUGUGAAACAAGAUUGGGUUGUGGAGCUAAGGCUUGCUAGAUUGGCACUAAGCAUGGACAAUUCACCGGGCUGGGAUGUUUUAGAUACAUCAAAAUUUACAGGUCGUCUUCCUCUGUACGUGCAGAACCUGCCUGUGCUUAAACUUGAGAAACAAAGUGAAGUUGUUUGCGGAACCAGUUAUACUAUUCUAGUACAGACACCUACCCGUGCACUCAGGCCUGUAACCUAUGUGUGGGUGAAUGCUACGGAUGGGUACUCCGCAAACCUGAAAGUGUUUAUGGUCCAGGUAAAUCAGAAAAUAUCCUUAAAGGAGCUCGGCUCCCACUUCCUAAGCUCCUGUAACGUGCACGCGCUCCAGUAUGUUCCUGGAGGAGGUGGUGGUGGAGGGCUUCAGUAUGUCUCAGGAGGAGGAGUAUCAGCCUCGUGUUUAGAUAAUUCCCUAGCCCAGGACCUAGUCUGGGUCGCCACAGACGAUAGAAGAAUCCUGCUGUAUGGUGCAAAAGACCCAGAGAAAUGUCAUGAGGUGGGACGGAUAGUUUUACAGGCUGAGCCUGUGUGUCUGGUUCAACACUCGGGACAAGUAUUUGUUGGUCUAGCAAAUGGAAAUCUUAAUGUCUUCAGACGAACAGUCAGACAAAUUUGGGAUCUUGAAACCCCUAUAGUGAAGAGCCUAGGAUCUGAACCAGUAUCAACUUUACUCCCAGUCUCAGGAGGAAUCUACGCAGCUACUGGUCGGAAGGUUUAUCUGUUGGAAACUAAUAGUUUCUCAAUUCUUCGUCAGCUCUCAUUGUCAGGAGAAGAUACUUCGUUCAAGGGAAGUGUGAUGUCUCUCAGUUUUUUACUAUCCCCUGGUUCUGUGUCCCACAUAGCGGUAGCAGGCGUAGGAUUAUGGAUCGCCAUGGCUAACUCUUCUACAAUAGCUCUUUAUCAUACAGAGUCUUUUAUACAUUUACAGGAUAUAAAUAUUGCCAGUAAUGUUGCCCGGGUCCUGGCUGCGAGAGAGGUCGGAAAUAACAGACGCAGUAUUUACGUCACAGCGCUAACUGCUGCGAAGGGUCUGCUAUGGGUUGGAACUAAUGUCGGUAUGGCUCUAACAAUUCCUCUACCUCGGCUGGAGGGUGUCCCCAUUAUAUCGGGCAAAGCAAAUAUAUCCUACCAUGCCCACUAUGGACCGGUCAGGAUGUUCCUCCCGGUCAUGCAGAAGAUUUGCAAGUCUGAGACAGCCUUGACAAACUCUGCCUUGAAGCAUGAAACUAUACCUGAGGAGGCGGAGCUGGCCCGCCCUCCUCGCCAUCCACUCAGUAAACAGGUUUCGGAGAUAUCAAUAUCUGAAUCAAGACCGGGGUUUGUUAAACAGUUCUCUACACCCAUACUAGGAGGGAAACGAUCUAGGGAUACUGUACUAAGGAAGUCCAGUAAGACGCUGCCACGUGGAUUUACUAUUGGGCCGGGCAGUGAGUCUUCAGGGGAUAGUGUUUUUGGACUAUAUGGUGAUCUCAUGAACGUAGAGGAAUAUGAAUAUGAUACAACUGAGCUUGAGAAGAACAAGAAUGAAAUCCACAGAUCUGACCCAGACCUUGAUACGAUCUCCUAUCGAGUCAACACAUUGGAUCGCCGGGUCACUAUGAAAUCUCAGAGACCGAGAUCGUUAGAUCUUUCCUCCUGGUCUGUCGGAUCCAGAGGUUCUAAUCAUACAACAUCGAGCAGUGAAACAGGUUCGGUUCGAACCUCUCCUAGUGUGUCUCGAACUGCGAGCUUUGCUUCGAAUGCCUCCAACACUUCCAUGCAUUCGAAUCCAGGAGAGUCAAGCUGGACGAGCCCUAUUAACAGAACUUUGACGCGCGAAAAUUCUGAUGAUGCUAGUAAAUCCGCAAACAGUUGUGGUAUGAAUAACAACAAUGGCAACAAUGGAGGAGGAGGCAGCAACAACAAUGGAGGAGGAGGAGGAGGGAAGGAAAAGGACAAAGAUCAACAAAGAACUGUGAUAACAUUAAUGGGAGGACGAGGAUAUAUCAAGUUUGAUCAUGCGCACAACGAGCGGAGCAGAACACCGCAGCUGACGCAAAUUUCAAAUACUGACGCAUAUCUUGUCAUUUGGGAUCAUAAAAUUUAAACUCAGCUUUUGCUUUACUAUUAAGGAAAACUGCGUAAAUUUUUGUCUCAGUUGUAAGUUUGAAACCAGUAAAUCCGCAAAUAGAAUUUACAAUUAUGUAUACUGUACACAAUUUGAACUCGACUAGUGCAUUUCUUAAGAAAUCUCCCAAUCUAAUUUAUAAGAAUUCUUCCCAAAAUUAUUCUCUGAAACUGUAUGUAAACAUUAGAAAAGUUAGAUCAUGUUCCAAUCUGGUCAAAUUAUAAAUGACCAUUCAUUUCCUUCAAAAUGGUUUUUUCUUCAAUUGAUUUCCAUUUCAUUGUACGUGUACACUGUACAUUCGAGUACCAUAAUCAUUUGUACAUUUGUAGCGUGUACCACUUUGCAAAGUACUUGAAUGUUAUCACUGCACUGUAAAGUGUACACCGAUUUAAUUAAACUUAAACUGGAGUAAAGAAAAAAAUAUUUUGCCGUUAGAUAUUUAUUUUAUAUUUCUUGAUCAAUUCAAUUUUUGUAAAACUUAUUUAGGAAUAUUUGUGUUAGCAAUGUAUGUACCCACUACAGUUGUACUGUAAACUUGCUGUAGAGAACACAUAUAAAACCCACCUAACUUUUUUUUGAAGCUUUUUUUCUCAAAAGAGACGUUCCUAAUUUCCUUCCGAGAAACAUAAAUCAAAAAAUAAAAAUAAAUCCGAUUUUUUAAUUCCAAGUUGAAAAAAUUUGCUCAUUUUUAACAAAAUUUUCCUGAACAUCUCUUUUUUCUCUUUUUCAAGAGUUUAUUAUUCUGGCUGUGAUUUCUCCUGCUGUGAUAGCCUGUAAUGCGCAUGUGCGUCCUGUGCCUGCAUGUGCCUGUGCGUCCUGUGAAUUCUGUCAAGGAAUAGUACCAGUUAAUCAUGUUUUGUGAUUUUGAUUAAAAAUUUAUUCAAUGUAUGUAAAAAAAUAUAUUUAAACUUAAUUCUGCGAGAUGUAAAGUCAAAUAUGUCUUUUUAAUGGGAUUGUAGACAUAAUUUUAAGUAAUUUUUAUAGUUUUAAAAUCUAAUUUUUUUAACAGCAUUCAUUUAUAAAUAACAAUUUCUCAAUUUACUAAACGGACAAUAUGUAUUGUAGUCACUUAAGAGUUUACAACAUUUUUAGCAAUAAAAACUCGGACUUUUUCAUUAUCGAGAUCAUUGAUCAGAUAAAGUUGUAACGACUAAAACCGUUGGGAAUUGAACAUGCUGCUCCAUAAAAUGGAAAAUUACUUGAAAUUACGGGAACUGUUCCUUUUAUAAUCUCGCUUUAUGUAACAUUGUUUUACAUCACGUUUCCAUAAAACAAUAUCUUUGCAACAAUAUCUUAUUCUCUUAUUUCUCCAUGUAGGUGUAUAGUAUGUAUGUCUGGUUGUUAUAUUCUCCUGCGUACAUAUAUGUCAUGUAAGAGUGAUCUUUAUAAAAUAAAGAAAGUGUAUGUAU
This is a messenger RNA of Eurytemora carolleeae, 5142 nucleotides long. Its product is annotated as rho guanine nucleotide exchange factor 10. Bases 254 to 3712 code for a protein of 1152 amino acids. The transcript has 32 exons. Gene Ontology annotation, biological process: actin cytoskeleton organization; positive regulation of stress fiber assembly. Gene Ontology annotation, molecular function: guanyl-nucleotide exchange factor activity. The record is from RefSeq and is a predicted model, not a curated record. Lineage: Eukaryota; Metazoa; Arthropoda; Copepoda; Calanoida; Temoridae.